AUGGAUUACCAAGAGGAUAUCCAAGAAGAAACAUCUUCUAAUGCUAUUGUAGUGCAAUUUAAUAAGAUUAAGAACAUUUAUAGAUAUUAUGUUGAUAAAUCAACACCUCAUAUCAAGGGCAGAUGGGCAGGAUUGGGUGUUGCAAUCAUUCUUUUCCUGCUGCGUGUCAUAUAUGCCCAAGGGUGGUAUGUUGUAUGUUAUGCUUUAGGUAUAUUUUUAUUAAACCAAUUUUUAGCCUUUUUAACACCAAAAUUUGAUGUUUCUUUACAACAGGAUGAGGCAAACAAAGAACUAGAAGCUGGUGAAAGAUCUGAAGAAUUUCGUCCAUUUAUUAGAAGAUUGCCUGAAUUCAAAUUUUGGUAUAAUAGUGCUAGAGCCACUUUUAUCUCAAUAAUUCUUUCAUUUUUCCGUAUUUUUGACCUACCUGUCUUUUGGCCAAUUCUAUUAGCUUACUUUAUUUUAUUAUUCUUCUUAACUAUGAGAAGACAAAUUCAACAUAUGAUCAAGUACAACUAUAUCCCAUUAGAUAUAGGGAAGAAAAAAUAUACUAAAAGUUCUAAAUAA
Molecule: messenger RNA, 564 nt
Organism: Vanderwaltozyma polyspora DSM 70294
Lineage: Eukaryota; Fungi; Ascomycota; Saccharomycetes; Saccharomycetales; Saccharomycetaceae
Gene: RER1
Product: protein retrieval receptor
Exons: 1
Coding region: 1-564 (187 amino acids)
Biological process (GO): retrograde vesicle-mediated transport, Golgi to endoplasmic reticulum; protein retention in ER lumen
Cellular component (GO): Golgi membrane
Source: RefSeq, a predicted model, not a curated record